This is a messenger RNA of Pocillopora meandrina, 11279 nucleotides long. Lineage: Eukaryota; Metazoa; Cnidaria; Anthozoa; Scleractinia; Pocilloporidae. The record is from the annotation of a GenBank genome assembly.
AUGAUAGCUUUCAUGACCAUCGCCUUCUAUGUUUCCGUGUUCUUGCUCAACUCAAAUCUCAUUCAGAAAGCCAUUGAGAUUUGCAGGGAAUGUUUGAUUUUGCUAAAUAGCACCGAUCAAAACAGCAAAGACAACUUUAUAGUUGUUUUCAGCAAGAUGCUGUUUAUCUUAUACAUAAAGUCUGGAAUUAUGCUUCACACACUUGGCGAAAACCUAAAGGCGAAGGAAUAUUUUGAGAGGGCCCUUGCUAUAGCUACCGAAAUUGGCGACAGAAGAGGAGAAGCAUCAUGUUAUGGAAACCUAGGUACUGUGUUUUUGUCGCUCGGACAAUACGCCAAGGCUAGAGAGUAUCUCCAAAAGGCGCUUGUCAUCAAAACUGAAAUUGGCGACAGAAAAGGGGAAGCAUCAUGUUAUGGAAACCUAGGUACUGUGUUUCAGUCGCUCGGGCAAUACGACAAGGCUCAAGAGUAUCUCCAAAAGGCGCUUGUCAUCAGAACUGAAAUUGGUGACAGAGAAGGAGAGGCAACUGACUACGGAAAUCUUGGUAAUUUGUUUGAGUCACUCGGGCAAUACGACAAAGCUGAAGAGUAUCUCCAAAGAGCGCUUGUCAUCAAAACUGAAAUUGGCGACAGAAAUGGGAAAGCAACAUGUUAUGGAAACCUAGGUAUUGUGUUUCAGUCGCUCGGACAAUACACCAAGGCUAGAGAGUAUCUCCAAAAGGCGCUUGUAAUCAAAACUGAAAUUGGUGACAGAGAAGGAGAGGCAAGUGACUACGGUAACCUUGGUACUGUGUUUAUGUCGCUCGGACAAUACGCCAAGGCUAGAGAGUAUCUCCAAAAGGCACUUGUCAUCAGAACUGAAAUUGGUGACAGAAAAGGAGAGGCAACCGACUACGGUAGCCUUGGUACUGUGUUUAUGUCACUCGGCCAAUACGACAAGGCUCAAGAGUAUCUCCAAAAGGCGCUUGUCAUCAGAACUGAAAUUGGUGACAGAAAAGGAGAGGCAACUGACUACGGAAAUCUUGGUAAUUUGUUUGAGUCGCUCGGGCAAUACGACAAAGCUGAAGAGUAUCUCCAAAGAGCGCUUGUCAUCAAAUCUGAAAUUGGCGACAGAAAUGGGAAAGCAACAUGUUAUGGAAACCUAGGUAUUGUGUUUCAGUCGCUCGGACAAUACACCAAGGCUAGAGAGUAUCUCCAAAAGGCGCUUGUCAUCAGAACUGAAAUUGGCGACAGAGAAGGAGAGGCAAGUGACUACGGUAACCUUGGUACUGUGUUUAUGUCGCUCGGACAAUACGCCAAGGCUAGAGAGUAUCUCCAAAAGGCGCUUGUCAUCAGAACUGAAAUUGGUGACAGAAAAGGAGAGGCAACUGACUACGGUAACCUUGGUACUUUGUUUAUGUCGCUCGGCCAAUACGACAAGGCUCAAGAGUAUCUCCAAAAGGCGCUUGUCAUCAGAACUGAAAUUGGUGACAGAGAAGGAGAGGCAACUCACUACGGAAAUCUUGGUAAUUUGUUUGAGUUGCUCGGGCAAUACGACAAAGCUGAAGAGUAUCUCCAAAGAGCACUUGUCAUCAAAACUGAAAUUGGCGACAGAAAUGGGAAAGCAACAUGUUAUGGAAACCUAGGUACUGUGUUUCAGUCCCUCGGACAAUACACCAAGGCUAGAGAGUAUCUCCGUAAGGCGCUUGUCAUCAAAACCGAAAUUGGCGACAGAAAAGGGGAAGCAUCAUGUUAUGGAAACCUAGGUACUGUGUUUCAGUCGCUCGGGCAAUACGACAAGGCUCAAGAGUAUCUCCAAAAGGCACUUGUCAUCAGAACUGAAAUUGGUGACAGAGAAGGAGAGGCAACUGACUACGGAAAUCUUGGUAAUUUGUUUGAGUCACUCGGGCAAUACGACAAAGCUGAAGAGUAUCUCCAAAGAGCGCUUGUCAUCAAAACUGAAAUUGGCGACAGAAAUGGGAAAGCAACAUGUUAUGGAAACCUGGGUAUUGUGUUUCAGUCGCUCGGACAAUACGCCAAGGCUAGAGAGUAUCUCCAAAAGGCACUUGUCAUCAGAACUGAAAUUGGUGACAGAGAAGGAGAGGCAAGUGACUACGGUAACCUUGGUACUGUGUUUAUGUCGCUCGGACAAUACGCCAAGGCUAGAGAGUAUCUCCAAAAGGCGCUUGUCAUCAGAACUGAAAUUGGUGACAGAAAAGGAGAGGCAACUGACUACGGUAACCUUGGUACGGUGUUUAUGUCACUCGGCCAAUACGACAAGGCUCAAGAGUAUCUCCAAAAGGCGCUUGUCAUCAGAACUGAAAUUGGUGACAGAGAAGGAGAGGCAACUGACUACGGAAAUCUUAGUAAUUUGUUUGAGUCGCUCGGGCAAUACAACAAAGCUGAAGAGUAUCUCCAAAGAGCGCUUGUCAUCAAAACUGAAAUUGGCGACAGAAAUGGGAAAGCAACAUGUUAUGGAAACCUAGGUACUGUGUUUCAGUCGCUCGGACAAUACGCCAAGGCUAGAGAGUAUCUCCAAAAGGCGCUUGUCAUCAGAACUGAAAUUGGCGACAGAGAAGGAGAGGCAAAUGACUACGGUAACCUAGGUACUGUGUUUAUCUCGCUCGGACAAUACGCCAAGGCUAGAGAGUAUCUCCAAAAGGCGCUUGUCAUCAGAACUGAAAUUGGUGACAGAGAAGGAGAGGCAACUGACUACGGUAACCUUGGUACUGUGUUUAUGUCGCUCGGCCAAUACGACAAGGCUCAAGAGUAUCUCCAAAAGGCGCUUGUCAUCAGAACUGAAAUUGGUGACAGAGAAGGAGAGGCAACUGACUACGGAAAUCUUGGUAAUUUGUUUGAGUCGCUCGGGCAAUACGACAAAGCUGAAGAGUAUCUCCAAAGAGCGCUUGUCAUCAAAACUGAAAUUAGCGACAGAAAUGGGAAAGCAACAUGUUAUGGAAACCUAGGUACUGUGUUUCAGUCGCUCGGACAAUACGCCAAGGCUAGAGAGUAUCUCCAAAAGGCGCUUGUCAUCAGAACUGAAAUUGGUGACAGAAAAGGAGAGGCAACUGACUACGGUAACCUUGGUACUGUGUUUAUGUCACUCGGCCAAUACGACAAGGCUCAAGAGUAUCUCCAAAAGGCGCUUGUCAUCAGAACUGAAAUUGGUGACAGAGAAGGAGAGGCAACUGACUACGGAAAUCUUGGUAAUUUGUUUGAGUCACUCGGGCAAUACGACAAAGCUGAAGAGUAUCUCCAAAGAGCGCUUGUCAUCAAAACUGAAAUUGGCGACAGAAAUGGGAAAGCAACAUGUUAUGGAAACCUAGGUAUUGUGUUUCAGUCGCUCGGACAAUACGCCAAGGCUAGAGAGUAUCUCCAAAAGGCGCUUGUCAUCAGAACUGAAAUUGGCGACAGAGAAGGAGAGGCAACUGACUACGGUAACCUUGGUACUGUGUUUAUGUCGCUCGGACAAUACGCCAAGGCUAGAGAGUAUCUCCAAAAGGCGCUUGUCAUCAGAACUGAAAUUGGUGACAGAAAAGGAGAGGCAACAGACUACGGUAACCUUGGUACUGUGUUUAUGUCACUCGGCCAAUACGACAAGGCUCAAGAGUAUCUCCAAAAGGCGCUUGUCAUCGGAACUGAAAUUGGUGACAGAGAAGGAGAGGCAACUGACUACGGAAAUCUUAGUAAUUUGUUUGAGUCGCUCGGGCAAUACGACAAAGCUGAAGAGUAUCUCCAAAGAGCGCUUGUCAUCAGAACUGAAAUUGGCGACAGAAAUGGGAAAGCAACAUGUUAUGGAAACCUAGGUACUGUGUUUAAGUCGCUCGGACAAUACGCCAAGGCUAGAGAGUAUCUCCAAAAGGCGCUUGUCAUCAGAACUGAAAUUGGUGACAGAGAAGGAGAGGCAACUGACUACGGAAAUCUUGGUAAUUUGUUUGAGUCGCUCGGGCAAUACAAUAAAGCUGAAGAGUAUCUCCAAAGAGCGCUUGUCAUCAGAACUGAAAUUGGCGACAUAAAAGGGAAAGCAUCAUGUUAUGGAAACCUAGGUACUGUGUUUCAGUCGCUCGGACAAUACACCAAGGCUAGAGAGUAUCUCCAAAAGGCGCUUGUCAUCAGAACUGAAAUUGGUGACAGAGAAGGAGAGGCAAGUGACUACGGAAAUCUUGGUAAUUUGUUUCAGUCGCUCGGGCAAUACAAUAAAGCUGAAGAGUAUCUCCAAAGAGCGCUUGUCAUCAAAACUGAAACUGGCGACAGAAAUGGGAAAGCAUCAUGUUAUGGAAGCCUAGGUACUGUGUUUCAGUCGCUCGGACAAUACGCCAAGGCUAGAGAGUAUCUCCAAAAGGCGCUUGUCAUCAGAACUGAAAUUGGUGACAGAAAAGGAGAGGCAACUGACUACAGUAACCUUGGUAUUGUGUUUAUGUCGCUCGGCCAAUACGACAAGGCUCAAGAGUAUCUCCAAAAGGCGCUUGUCAUCAGAACUGAAAUUGGUGACAGAAAAGGAGAGGCAACUGACUACGGAAAUCUUGGUUAUUUGUUUGAGUCGCUCGGGCAAUACGACAAAGCUGAAGAGUAUCUCCAAAGAGCGCUUGUCAUCAGAACUGAAAUUGGCGACAGAAAAGGGAAAGCAUCAUGUUAUGGAAACCUAGGUACUGUGUUUCAGUCGCUCGGACAAUACACCAAGGCUAGAGAGUAUCUCCAAAAGGCGCUUGUCAUCAGAACUGAAAUUGGUGACAGAGAAGGAGAGGCAAGUGACUACGGAAAUCUUGGUAAUUUGUUUCAGUCGCUCGGGCAAUACGACAAAGCUGAAGAGUAUCUCCAAAGAGCGCUUGUCAUCAAAACUGAAAUUGGCGACAGAAAUGGGAAAGCAUCAUGUUAUGGAAGCCUAGGUACUGUGUCUCAGUCGCUUGGACAAUACGCCAAGGCUAGAGAGUAUUUCCAAAAGGCGCUUGUCAUCAGAACUGAAAUUGGUGACAGAAAAGGAGAGGCAACUGACUACAGUAACCUUGGUACUGUGUUUAUGUCGCUCGGCCAAUACGACAAGGGUAAAGAGUAUCUCCAAAAGGCGCUUGUCAUCAAAACUGAAAUUGGCGACAGAAAAGGGAAAGCAACAUGCUAUGGAAACCUAAGUGCUGUGUUUCACUUCCUCGGAGAAUACGCCAAGGCUAGAGAGUAUCUCCAAAAGGCGCUUGUCAUCAGAACUGAAAUUGGCGACAGAAAAGGGAAAGCAUCAUGUUAUGGAAACCUAGGUAAUGUGUUUCAGUCGCUCGGGCAAUACGACAAGGCUAAAGAGUAUCUCCAAAAAGCACUCGUCAUCAGAACUGAAAUUGGUGAUAAAGAAGGGAAAGUAAAAGAUCUUGCAAACUUUGGAUGUGUGUGUGGAGCUAUAGGAGAUUAUGAAGCCUCAGAAGUAUGCUUAGAGAAAGCUUUAUCGAUGUCCAGAGAUAUUGGAGAUAGAAGAGGAGAGUUCGAAAUCCUUCGACAUUACGCCAUUUUGUAUUUGUCGCAAGAUAAAAAAGAAGAAUCCCGUUCGUGUCUUUAUCUCUGCAUUGAAAAGUAUGAGGAGCUGAGAUAUUUCUUAGGCGCCAAUGAUCAGUUCAAAACAUCAUUUCUGGAGCACUCAGGAAUAUUUCCCUACAAGCUGCUUUGUAGUUUGCUUUGUGACACCGGAAAUGCUCGGGAUGCUCUUUAUGUUGAGGAGUUGGGUCGAGCUAGAGGCCUAUCAGACUUAAUGGUAGAGAAGUACUCGGUUGGAACGCACAUCUCUGCUAAUCCGCAAUCUUGGUUUGGCGUUGAGAACAUUUUAAGAAAGAAAAAUAACUGUACUUGUCUGUACAUUUCUUAUUUUCACAGUGAUCUGCGUUUGUGGAUCUUAAAGACAAGUGGAGUCCUUCACUAUAGAAUAAUAUCAGUAGAAGAGAAUCUAGUUCAGGCUGGGUUGCCCAAAGAUUUGCCUUUGAGUCAAUUUUUGGAUGGUAAUUUCCGGAGUCUUGGUAUUUUGCCCACUAAAGAUUGUGAAGAUCGGUCUUUAAAUAUGGUUAAAUUGCAACCUCUCUCCCCCGCACAGAAGAGCUCAGCAAGAUUGCGACUCGUCGAGGAGGACGAGGACGAGGAUGAGGACGAGAAAGUGAUUUCAGCUCUAUUUUUGUGUUACAAAAUGUUUAUUGCUCCCGUUUAUGAUUUGCUUGAGGAGCCUGAAGUCAUUAUCGUUCCUGAACGCAGUUUGUACAAAGUUCCCUUUGCUGCACUGAGUGAAAAGGAGGGAGCCCAAUACCUCUCGGAGACUCAUAGAAUCCGUGUCAUUCCUUCUUUGACAACACUCAAGAUUAUUCAAGAUAGCCCAGAGGACUAUCACAGCAACACUGGUGCCUUGAUAAUAGGCAACCCUAAGGUUAAUUGGCUGCCACCAUUGCCAAGUGCAAGAAAGGAAGCGGAGAUGGUCGGACGACUGGUGGGUGUUCUGCCUCUGGUAGGAGAAGAAGCAACGAAGCAGGCGGUGCUUGAGCGGAUAAGUUCAGUGAGCCUGAUUCAUUUUGCUGCCCAUGGUGACGCCGAAAGGGGAGAAAUUGCCCUCUCCCCCAUCCCUAGUACUUCCAACAGGCGAAACGCUAUCUUACCACAUGAAGAUUACAUGUUGACGAUGGCUGAUGUAUCACGAGUGAAAGUCAGAGCUAAACUGGUGGUACUUAGCUGCUGUCACAGUGGAAGAGGUCACAUUAGAGCCGAGGGAGUCAUAGGAAUUGCCCGUGCGUUCUUAGGAUCCGGUGCUCGCUCGGUGUUGGUUGCGCUGUGGGCCAUUUCAGACUCAGGAACAGAGCAGCUGAUGAGUCGGUUCUACGAACACCUUGUAGAGGGAGAAAGUGCCAGUGAAUCCCUCCAUCAGGCCAUGAAGUGGAUGAGAAAAAGCAAGUCUACCAGUGUGUCUGAGUGGGCUUCGUUUACGCUGAUUGGAGAUGAUGUGAGACUCGGGUUUGACAAGCAGAGGUAAGACUCAGUCCGAAAAGAUAUUUCACAAAUUAAAGUCUAAGUAGAUGUGAAGGUAGCUGUGAUUUACUGGUCGGUGACUGUGGGCGGGGGUCCUUUGUUACCAUCAAGGGUAGUUCGGUAUAUAUCCAUAUACAUAUAUUUUUUUUCUUUUCUUUUCGGAGAGUUACUAUCGACGCUCUCUGGUGUAAAUAUAGAAUCUCGAAAGGGCCUCUCUGCCAAUCACAUACAAGUGCUAGCCAUUUAUAUUUUUAGAUAUUAAGCUUGGUAUAAUUGUAUUUGCUUCAUAUCCAAAAUAUUAAUCGAGUUAAUAAUAAAUUGCUGUUUUUUUUUCACUUUUUUUACAGAGAAUGAGACCCCGACAGAGUAAAUAAUGAGAAUCACUCGAAGGAAACAGAGCCAAAAGACUUUUAGAUGCAUAAAUUGAAUAGAGCAAAGUAGAGAACAUACUUUAUCCGGUAUUUCAUUGAAAUUAAAAAAGGAGCUAUCCCAAAUUAGAUUUUUUUUCUUUCUUUUUCAAUAUUGUUAAAAGAUAAAAUUUGUAUCUAUCCAGUGUUUUUUUUUACUUAUUUAAACGUUGGAAAUGAAUGGAAAUAGUAUAUUAGCAUAAGCCAUUCAGUAAAAAUUAUAAUAAGCCAGUUGAUCAUUUCUUAUUCCUUUUGGCGGUCUUAUCUUACAGGUAUAAUUUAGCACGCUCGACACCUCUUUUUCUUAGAGGUGACUUAAGGUGUAAACAAGUAGUACUUUUCAUCCUCCGCACUGAAUUUAUAAUCAGGUAAUUUAUACGAAUAGCACGUAGCUCUUUUAGGGGGGGUACCUUGGGUACGCCCUUUCUUGUCCGAAUUUUCUGUUUAUUGUGCUGUUAUGCAACAGUCUUCGAGGAGUAUUUCCUCUUAAGAUAUAUUUUCAAGUAUGAUUCUAAUUCUGUUGGUAAUUUCAUUACAAUUUUUAUAUUAUCAAUCUUGUUUUAGUUAUGACCAACAUUGACUGUAAGACUAAGAAAUUUAAGGAAGAAAAUGAUUUUGUAAAGCGUAAACAUCUCGAAGGUAUCUACUUAGUAUGCGAACUCCACUCUGCGUAGCUUAACGUGAUUCGCUAGUUAAGUGUAAAAAGAUGACGAAGGUUAAAGAUUGGCAGCUCAGUAAGCGUCCCUUUUAUAAGCGGAGAACCACACUUUCCUUGUUAGAUCUGAGUUAGUCCCGAGGUAAUAAGUUGUAUGUAAGAAAGAGAAGAAUAAAGAAACCUUCAACUGAACAACGCAAAAAUUAUAUUUCCAAUAUCAUAGGCACAGAAAAACGUUGACGUAAGUAAGGCUUUAAAGUAAAGCGAAAUCAGUAAAGUUAAAAGAGGGUCUGAAUGGGGUUAACCGACUAGCGACAAAGGGCGUAAAAAAUUACUGACUACCGACCAAACGGGGAAAAAAUUACCGACUAGCGACAAAUAAAUUCUAACCGACAACCGACAUGGUCAGACGUGAUAGGGAUGUUUGUAUUCAGAAAGAACAGCAUUUUGAUGAUUUCUAGCUCAGAAAAUCCUUCUUCACCCGACGUAACCACAUUAAUUCCAAAUUUAGCCGAAUUAUAGAAUUUCUUGUCUUCAAAUUACUUUAAAUUCACGGGAUCCUUCUUUUCGGGCUGACAAGACGCCCUGCUGUCUCAUUUCAAGAACAGCGGAUCACAAUCGAGCCGACGAGACGCCCUGCUGUUGUCUUUUUAUUGCUCGAUGUUUGUUCAUGCGGUCGGGUCAUGACUGGGAUUGCUUAAGUCAUCGUGAGUUUUUUUCGAAAAGGUGAAGAAGUCGCCAUCGAACGUCAUCGAAGCAGGGUCCCAGUAGACAAAGAAGCUCAUAGAGGAGUAUCUGAACUAAAAAGACAUCUUACGGAGUUUUUAGGACUAAAGGAGCAGGCACAUCAAUAUGGAAUUGGCGGAUUUUCGUAAAAGUUAUUUCGCUUGGCGAAAUCGCCUGCGGGCAAAUGCGAAAAUUUUGCAGUUGUGACGGAUGGGCAAUGACAGCUUGAACUUCCAAAUUUAAUAUCGGAUGAAAGUAGCAGUGAGCUCAACGGUAAGUGUGGAACGCGUGCAGCGGAGUUUGAUGAAUCACUUUAGUUCUGUAGUUAAUAUUAAGCUCAAAUAUUAACGUGGUUAAACUCUGGUUCCACCGUUUUUUGUUUGUUGUUUUGUGGAGCGGAAUGUUUUUUUUUUCUUUUUCACCGUCCAUUUGAAUGCGAAAAUUGAGAAGAAAAAUCUCUACAAAGAAGUAGCGAGUAAAUCAGUUUAUAAGCUUCUUUCUGAUUAAUUGGUGAAUGAACAACAGUGUAGCUUAACAUAUUAAAGACCCCGUUUAUUUAUACACGCCCUUAAAUUUAUUCGUUUCUGAAAACCAGACGUUCAAAUAAUAUUCAAUUCUCUCCUCGAGGGAAGCUACGCACGAGAGAUUUCGCUCGAUGUGCACGUUUUAUACAUCUUGACGAGCAUUUGCUGAUAAGAACUGUGUAACUUUCUCAAAAGCCUACUAAAGAGAAAACUUAAAACACACGGUAUUUAAUAUUUUAGUACACAUUAUCCAAGAGGUCACAAACUGGACCGGAAAGCCAGUAGUGUUGCUGAAGGCGCCGGCUACAUCUGAUAAAAGCAAGCAGAAGUCAAUGAACGACACUGAGAAGAAAGGUGACGAGUCAAAAGUGAGAAGGAAACGGAAAUCACGAGAAGAAGCAAAAGAAGAUGAAAAUCUGGCAAAGAGGAUCAUGACUGAAGGAGGUGACAUCGAGAGAAACGAAAGGCAACAAGGAGAACUUCAAAAGUUCCAGGAUGGUAGGGCUGAAUUAGCACUUGUAGUUCGUUUACCUGAUUUUCAAAAGUCAUAAAUUUCGCUACUUUGGAAAUUCUGCGGUAUUCCUUGUUUAUAAACACUGCCUUGUUUAUACAACGAAAAACGCUCACUUGGUGCGUUCGCUAUGUAAAGAUAGUUUUUUUAAAUUCCGGCUAAAAACUGUAUUAUUAUCACUUUGAUGGGCAUUGUGGCGCAUUUUGCGUGCUAAAAUAACGAAUUUGAACAAUUGGAACAAUUUGCAAGGAAUCUCUGAAGCGCACAUCUAGAUGGGCAGCAAAGUACUUCACGCAUGACAAAUCCUACUAUCCGGUACCUCAAUCCGCCAUGCCCCUUUCUGCUAUAGCUACGAUGACACCUUUGCCAAGUGAGGACAUAACACCAGGGAUGGAAGGACAGAUCAAAGAGUGGCUCUAGAGGUACAGACCAGUACGCCAACGGACGGUUAGGAGUGAGACCACAAAAGAUAAGGCUGGGGCCUUGCCGCCAGCUGUCUACGCCGUUCACCACACCGACGAGUCUGAAGAGAGGCUUCGAUAUCCUGAAGAAAACACUGUAUCGUCAGCAAAUGCACAACGCGUUGUCAGCAUACAAUUUGUGGACGAAGGGGAUGUUACUGAGGUGUUUGAGGAUCACAGAGAAGUACAAAUCGAUGAGUAUGAGACAGAUUCGGAUGACGAGGAAUCAGAUUUUGAAGAACAUCCAGAGGUUGUCAACAGAACGUGUGUUACCCGAUCCGGCAGGGCUGUUCGUGCAUUUGUGCGUCUCGACAUGUAAGAGGUACUAACAGUUAAAAAAUCCAUUUAACGGUGCAGAUUGAUACGUAUGACAACCAAAUUUUUGGCAAAAAAAAAGAGAAAAAAAAGAAACCUCGCAGAAAAGCCACGAGAGCCGUUGAAUAAUAAGUGUAGUGAGUUUUUGUAGACGUCUCGGAAAAAAGACUUCCGUAGCUUACAAAUUAAAAUUAGGUAUCCCAGGGGCUAGAGUGGGUGUUUCAUUCUUUGUAGAAUUUACCUCUCUUGAUUUACUUCGAUGCCCCGCAGUCGACAGGAAACAAAUUCACAUCUAUAUAAAGCUUUGCUGAAUUUUAUCGGUACACUAGAUUUGCAAACAAAAGUGGGGUAGAUGAGCACGUUGCUAAAUUAAAAAACAGCGUUAACGAGGUUUAAGUGAAAACAAAUAAUGAAUUACUACAAGUAUUACACUUCGUCUAUAGUUUAAAGUCAUAAAACUGGGCAAAUUGCAUAAUAAAUGUGAAUAAUUAACGUGUAUUUUUAAUUAUUAACUGAGAUUUACCGACAACCGACAAAGGUCAAAAAUCUUAACCGACAACCGACAAAGUAAUGAAAUUUUAACCGACAACCGACAUUUUGACCCCCCCAUUCAGACCCUCUUAAAAGAGUAGUUUAGAUAUAAAACGAACCACUAGAAUCUGGUUAAAUUUUUUUUCAAAGCCUUUUGUAAGGUUUAGUUAACAAAUCUUCAAUAUUUGAG